AUGACGGAAGCGGAUAAUAAUACCUACGAUCUCGAUACCCAAAUCCAAGAACAGCUCACGGACUAUUAUGAGACUCACACGGACCGCAACCUCGACACUUCCGCUUGGACUGAUCUUCGUCUUAGUCCUGAGAUCGUGCAGUGGGCUGAAGAUCAAGAUAUCACUGUCAAUGACCUCCUAGCAAGACCAGUCAUUAAAGCAAUACAAGUAGACGAUACCCUUCCAAUAACAGACUAUUUCAUCUCCUCAUCCCACAACACCUACCUCCUCUCUCGCCAACUCCUAGGCCGAUCCUCAGCCGAAGCCUAUACCCACGUCUUAUCCCGCAACGCCCGUUGCGUCGAAAUCGACGUCUGGCCAUCCUCCAAAGGCCUCCUCGUAACCCACGGCUACACACUAAGCCACGGCGUCCCCUUCUCCUCCGUCUGCCUCGCCAUCAACACCUCCAUAAACCCCACCGACUGGCCCCUCUUCGUCAGCUUGGAGUGUCACGUGGACUUGCAAGGCCAGGGGGAGUUGGUGCGCAUUAUGAAGGAGACGUGGGGCGACAAAUUGGUGGUGGGUAGGAUUGAGGGUGUGCAGGAUGGGAUGGUUACACCGGCGCUGCUUAGGGGACGGAUUGUGGUUAUGGUGGAGUAUUACCUGCCGGUGACAAAGCGGAGUGUGGAGUCGCAGCCGGGGGGAGAGGAGCUGUUGGAAGAUGAGGAGGAGGAGGAUGAGUGGGCGUAUGAAGAGGAUGGGGAAGAAGAGGGUCUGGCAAAUCAGGAUGGGAACGAGCGUCCCGAUGAACGAAACCAACAGCCAGGAGAAGACAAAGGCACCGGACUUUGGCCAUGGAAGAGAAAGCCAAAGACCAAGCAACCAAAGGUAAAGAUAUCCGACGAGCUCGCCGAGCUAGGCUACUACGCGCGCAGCAUGAAACCGCGCAAAGGAUGGCUUGACCAACCACUCCCAUCACCACCUCACAUCCUGAUAAACAUCUCCGAAACCUCCCUCUCCUCCCUCUCCGCCACCUCCCUCCCCCCCUUAAUCACACACGCAUCCCAACACCUCAGAAGAGUCUAUCCCCGCGGCACGCGUAUCCAAUCGAGCAAUUUCGCUCCUGAAGUAUAUUGGAGGAGUGGAACGCAGGUUGCGUCGUUGAAUUGGCAGAGGUAUGAUUCCAUCAACACGACACCCGGCAAAGUCCCCUCCCAAGGCGCCGAUUUCGUUUUACCACCCGAUUCAAGGCGCUUCGAGUGGGAAUACGCAUCCGAUGAGCUUGCGUUCUUGCGGUUGGGGGUGUAUGAGGACGAGAAGGGGAAGGACGAGUUGAUGGGUGUGUUUUGUGCGAGGUUGGAUAGGGUUGUGCGGGGCGAGUGGGUGGUUGUGAGGAUGAUGGAUGGGAAGGGGAAGAGUGAGGGGGCGAGUUUGGUUAUGAGGGUGGGGGUGGAGAAGGUGCAUUUUCCAUAUGUUGGCGGCAAGUUGGCCAUUGCAGGCAAAGCAAGGUGGACAGAAAUAAAUAUUGAAUAG
Messenger RNA from Laccaria bicolor S238N-H82, 1512 nucleotides. RefSeq lists its product as uncharacterized. The record is from RefSeq and is a predicted model, not a curated record. The coding region runs from base 1 to 1512 and encodes 503 amino acids. Lineage: Eukaryota; Fungi; Basidiomycota; Agaricomycetes; Agaricales; Hydnangiaceae. Gene Ontology annotation, molecular function: phosphatidylinositol-4,5-bisphosphate phospholipase C activity. The transcript has 7 exons. Gene Ontology annotation, biological process: lipid metabolic process; phosphatidylinositol-mediated signaling.